Molecule: messenger RNA, 1299 nt
Organism: Linepithema humile (Argentine ant)
Lineage: Eukaryota; Metazoa; Arthropoda; Insecta; Hymenoptera; Formicidae
Source: RefSeq, a predicted model, not a curated record
AUGACCCUAGAGGAGGAGGACUGGAGCGAGAUGAUCUCGUCCAUGUCCUCCCCAAGGCCGGCCAUCAGGUAUCUAAUAGCCUCCCCCAAUGGUGGGGGAGACCGAAGUCCCGAUCCGGAAAGGGAGAUCAUCGACUGGCCUCACCCCAAUCUAUCCUGGGACCGAGGUCCCGAUCCGGAAAGGGAGAUCAUUGACCCAGGGGAGCCCUGGCACCACGACAAGGUGGCACACCGUCGCCAGAAAUGCUUCCGGUGCCUAGCACGGGGCCACGUGCAGCAGAGGUGCCCGUCCAAGGUGAACAGGGCCCUCUGCUGCUACAAUUGCGGCGAGGAGGGACACAAGAGGGGGGGCAUGUCACCGCUCCUCCCGGUGCCCUAUUUGUACGGUGGCGGGGAGAGAGGCGGGCCACAGGGCGGGAUAGGAGACUUGCCCUCCGGUCCACCCCCUGCGCCUUCGAGCUCUCCCACCAAGCUGAGGACAGCUCCUCCCCCAGGGCGAGGUGAGGCCACCACACGAGUUCCGUGUGUGGUCCUCACAGAUAUUGGGGGAAGGGAGCCACCGCGGGCGGGGUCCCCAGAACCGGGCCCCAGCAGGGUCAGACCAAUCGAGGGCGCCAGGGUCACGAGGGCGCAGUCCUCGCGGACCCUGGCCAAAAAGCGCCCUAGGGCACAAAGUGCUGCAAAAUCAGUCCAUAAUCGGGCAUGUGUCAAAUUAAAAACAAGAAUAAUUCCAAUAAUAAGAGAGGGCAAUAUCCGUGAUUUGAUAAGAUACGACUUACUUAUAAUAUUGUACGGCAAUUAUCUUUUAACAUUGAUUAUUAUACAGAUUUUUAAUCGGAGGCGAGCAGGAGAACUAGAAAGAAUUUUAAUAAGUGAUUAUAAAAAUUCAAUUAAAAUGACAGACACAGAUAAAGAGUACAAACAAUUACAAAAAUCAGAAAAGGUUGAAAAUGAGGUAUCUCAUGUUGCUAAUUUUAUGGGUCAUCAUGAAAAUAUUCACAAGCAAAUUUAUAGACAACUAGUCGCAAAAGUUGAUAUUUUAGGCAUGUCCAAAAUUUUAGAAAAAGCUCACUAUACAUCUGCAAACGAUACUAGUAAUAGUUUUGUAAUAAAAGAAAACGCAACAGAUAUUUUCACAAAUAUAAGUGAUAUUCAAGAAACAGGUAGACGAGCGUCCUCGGUACCGUUGCUAUCUCCGAUACGAGCGUUCUCGUAUACCCGUCGAGCGUACUCGGCUCCUCCGGGCAUCGAUCUUCGUAUACAGGGCAUUCCCUUAUACUUAGUCAAAUCGCCGCUCUAA